UUAAUAAUGGAAAUCCAUCAUUUCUGUAAAGCUUUUCUUUGCCUGAACAUCUCGCUGCUGGGUCUUACUGUCCAUCGCCUCAAAGUAGCUAAGUCGCGUCAUAAGUUGCUAAGAUGGUCGCCAAGGCUGAGCCUUUCGCUGUGGAUUUCAAUAAGCCUCUGGUUUUCCAGGUUGGUCAUCUUGGAGAAACUUAUGACGAUUGGGUUCAUAAACCUAUUACUAGCAAAGAAGGCCCCCGAUUCUUCGCUAAUGAGAUUCUUGAGCUCUUGACUCGCACAAGAUGGUGGGUGAUUCCAAUAGUUUGGCUACCGGUUGUAUGUUGGUUUGUUUCCAUCUCUCUCCGGAGGGGCGUUGCUCCUCCCCAGGCAGCCCUCUGUGUAGUUGGCGGCAUCUUCAUCUGGACAUUGCUCGAGUACACUUUGCACCGCUUUCUUUUCCACAAGAAAACAACAACCUACUGGGGGAACACUUUCCAUUACCUUAUUCACGGCUGCCAUCACAAGCACCCCAUGGAUGCACUACGACUCGUUUUCCCUCCUGCUGCCACUGCAAUUCUAUCUUUGCCAGUGUGGACCUUGUUCAGGAUUUUAUCACCUCCAUCUCUAACUGCAGCUCUAUUUGGAGGCGGCUUGCUGGGAUAUGUAAUUUAUGAUUGCACGCAUUAUUACUUACACCAUGGGAAACCCUCAAAAGGCUUCAGUAAGCAUUUGAAGAAAUAUCACUUGAACCAUCACUUUAGAAUCCAGAACAAAGGAUUUGGCAUCACUUCCUCCUUAUGGGAUGUGGUGUUUAGAUCGCUUCCUUAACAAAAGCUGCAAGUAAAUAGUUGAACCUACUGGUUAUGGAAGAGUUAGAAGAGAAUCUAUGUAUAAGGACAAACCUGCCUUACAUUACAGUGAGAUUUUCUAGUUUUAGUUCUAUGGAUUCUUCAGGUUUUGAAAGUUACUGAGAGUUCGGAACUUUAAAACUAAUUAUUUUUA
Messenger RNA from Mangifera indica (mango), 980 nucleotides. Its product is annotated as dihydroceramide fatty acyl 2-hydroxylase FAH1-like. Gene Ontology annotation, molecular function: fatty acid 2-hydroxylase activity; iron ion binding. The transcript is spliced from 7 exons. The record is from RefSeq and is a predicted model, not a curated record. Gene Ontology annotation, biological process: lipid biosynthetic process; fatty acid metabolic process. NCBI's taxonomy places the organism in Eukaryota, Viridiplantae, Streptophyta, Magnoliopsida, Sapindales, Anacardiaceae. Bases 114 to 806 code for a protein of 230 amino acids. Gene Ontology annotation, cellular component: membrane; endoplasmic reticulum.